Microthlaspi erraticum is the source of this 2391-nucleotide messenger RNA. The record is from the annotation of a GenBank genome assembly. Lineage: Eukaryota; Viridiplantae; Streptophyta; Magnoliopsida; Brassicales; Brassicaceae.
AUGAAGCUAGAUAAUCGGAAUGUUGUGCCUCAUAAGCUCAGCCUCCUUAGGAAAUACAAAGCUCAUAUAAACGUCGAGUGGUGUUGCAAAACCAGCGCCAUUAAGUACCUGUUCAAGUACAUCGCAAAAGGAGUGGAUAAAGCUACUAUUGCGAUCGAGAGCUCAAAGAAGGAAUCUAAAAAAAAAAGUGGGGACAAGUCAGAGAAACAACCCAUCAAUGAGAUCAAUGAGUAUCUCGAUUGCCGUUUCCUUUCUGCAUAUGAGGCUGCGUGGAGAUUGUUUGGUUUCCCUGUUCAUCAUAACGAGCCUGCGGUGAUCAAGUUGACAAUUCAUCUGCCUGGUCAACACAGAUUAAUGUUUGAUGGAAAAACUGAUCUUAGAACUAUUUUAUCAACGGAGGAUAUAGAGAGAACUAUGUUUACCGCUUGGAUGGAAGCCAACGUCUUAUACGAGGAAGCCCGCUCACUUACUUUCGUUGAAUUCCCGACCAGAGGCCCAACGAGUUUCAAAGAUAUAUACUCUGUAGGUGGUGUUACGUACGAAAAAUUCCAACAGGCAUGUUACGCGAGAGGGUUAUUAGACGACGACAAAGAAUGGCACGAUGCUCUCGACGAGCCAUCACAGUGGGCCUCUGGAAGUCAAAUGAGGAAAUUAUUUGUCACAAUUUUACUCUAUUGCCAAGUUGCGGAUCCGCUAUCACUUUGGAAACACGUCUGGAAACAUUUAGCUGAAGACAUCCUAUACAAGAAGGAGAAAGAGCUGACCUUCACGGCUUUAAACCUGAAUGAGGCCCAGCUACAGCAGUACACGUUGAUGGAGGUGGAGAAACUUCUCAAACAAAAUGACAAGUCCUUAGCCGAUUUUGCAGGGAUGCCACUGCCGGACAAAACAAUACUGCGAGACAUUAACAAUACUGUUCUCAGGCAAGAAUUGAACUUCGAUAAAUAUAAAGAGAAGAAAGAGCAUGACAGGAUGUUCGACUUACUCAAUGUUGACCAGGAGAACAUCUAUGCGGCUGUGUUGGAGUCAGUGGAGAAGAAACUAGGGAAACUGUUUUUCGUUUAUGGGCCAGCUUCAGCCGGCAUUGCAGCUCUGCUUCUACCCGGUGGCAGAACAGCUCACUCGCGGUUCAAGAUACCUUUAUCAGUCGGGGAAGAGACAAUAUGUGAUAUCAAGGGGGGGACUAUGUUAGCGGGAUUAAUAGACAAGGCAGAUUUAAUCAUCUGGGACGAAGCUCCAAUGACUCACCGUCACGCCUUUGAAGCUGUAGACAGAACUCUGAGGGAUUUGCUAUCUGCAGAAGAUGAAUCUGCAGCUGAGAAAACUUUUGGUGGUAAGACAGUUUUACUUGGAGGGGACUUCAGACAAAUAUUACCAGUUGUGCAACAAGGAGGUCGUCAAGAUACGGUGUCAUCAUCCAUCAGUAGGUCGUACCUUUGGAACUCAUGUUCUGUGUUUACCUUAACAACGAACAUGCGGCUACGUGAUGAAGACAGAGAGUUCGCAGCCUGGAUAUUGAGAGUGGGUAAUGGAACGGCAGAGAAAGCACAAGCUGCAGAAGAGGCUCAGGGUGAAAGUGAGACAGUACUCGUGCAUCCAGAAUUUAUCCUCCCAAAUAUUGAGGACCACUUACAUGCGAUCACAGAUGCAGCAUACCCAAACUUCAUUCACCACUACCAAAACCACGACUACUUGACAGAGAGAGCCAUUUUGACGCCAAGGAAUGACACUGUCCAUGAAAUCAAUACCUACAUGCUCUCCAAGGUCCAAUCCGAGAUGAAGGAGUAUUUAAGCUCCGACAGCAUUGAAACAGAGGCUAAACCUGCUGUCAAGUCGAGCAGCUCCGACAGCAGUGAAACGGAGGCUAAACCGGCUGACAACUACACGCAAGAGUACUUGAACUCACUCGAGUUCCCUGGCAUACAAAACCAUCGACUCUGCCUAAAGGUCGGGGUUCUUGUGAUGUUGCUGAGAAACCUGAAUCAAAAAAACGGAUUGUGCAAUGGGACAAGGUUAGUUAUUACACGUCUUGGAGACAAGGUGAUAGAAGCAGAGAUACUUACGGGAACACAUAUCGGGGAGAAGGUACUAAUACCAAGGAUAACACUAUCUCCAACUGACCACAAGCAUCCAUUCACGCUACGAAGGCGGCAAUUCCCUGUCAGACUCUGCUACGCAAUGACAAUAAAUAAGAGUCAAGGACAAAGUUUGAAACAAGUGGCGCUCUAUUUACCAAAGCCUGUAUUCACUCAUGGUCAGCUAUAUGUGGCUCUUUCGCGGGUUACGUCCCCCGGAGGUUUAAAGAUAUUACAAUACACAUCAGGAAAGACAGGGGAAGAGGACGUCACCAAUAUUGUGUACAGAGAGAUUUUCAACAACCUGCCUAUUUGA